Molecule: messenger RNA, 1832 nt
Organism: Drosophila innubila
Lineage: Eukaryota; Metazoa; Arthropoda; Insecta; Diptera; Drosophilidae
Product: 26S proteasome non-ATPase regulatory subunit 5
Exons: 2
Coding region: 136-1650 (504 amino acids)
Biological process (GO): proteasome assembly
Cellular component (GO): cytosol
Source: RefSeq, a predicted model, not a curated record
CACACUGAACGUGACAGGCAGCUAUCGGCAGUCACACACUUAUCGAUAAAGCAUUUACUUCACUUUGUAGUGUUUUUCAUUUGACAGCGUAAUUUAACAUUUUUGAGUUUCGAAAAAGAGUUAAAGACAAUCACAAUGGAUGAGGAAUGGUGGCAAUGCAAUUUGCGUGAACUGGAGACGGUAAACAAGCGCGAGGAGACACUCAGCAACAUGUAUGCAAAUAUCAACAAACAAUCGGCGCUGCCGAUAAAUCGUCAGGUCAUCGAGUUGUUGUUGCGCGCGCCGAAUUUGUAUGAAUGUGCCAGGAUUGUGAAAGGGGAGAAGGAGCAGGAGCAGGAGCAGGUGGUAAAUCUGGCCAUUGAUGUGCUGCGCAGCUGCCUGCAACAGUUGGAACUGGACAUACAGGAUGCCAAAUUGCCAGAGUUGCUAAGUUUGCCACUAACUCAUUCCAAUCCCGCCGUGCGUUCGCUAGUGCUCGGCAAUCUGCUGAAGCAGCUGCGUUCGCAGCGUGAACCAAAGCCGCUGCCCAGCACUGAACUGCUCUUGUAUGUGCUGGACGAACUGCAGCAGCCGGAGACGCAGUCCAGUGUCAUUGCCAUUGAUAUACUGAAUCUAGAGCUGACUAAUUGGUUGACCGACUCCGGCGUACAGUCGAAGCUGCUGCAGCUGCUGCAGCGGGAUGAGAUGGUCUGCUGUCGCGUCUAUGAGCUGGCCGUAAUGCUGGCCAAGCACAGUGCUGCCAGCUUGAGUUCCGUUGAAUUCAUUUUGGAUGCAGCACUCAGUGAACUGGACAACGAUGAUGUCCUGCUCAUGUCCAGUGUCAUGGAGAUUCUGGUGCCGCUGGCCGAGCAGAAUCAUGGACUUAGCUACAUGGAGCGUCGUCGUGUCCUGGACAUCAUCAGCAGUCGUGUGGAACGCAUCGAUGAGAAUCCUUUGGAUGCUUUGAUCCUGCCCAGCAUCAUGAAGUUCUUUGGCAAGAUUGCUGCAGUGCAGCCGCAAAAGAUCAUUGCGGGUUAUCCACAAAUGUUGGCUUGCCUCUUCCAACUCUUGGAGUCUGGGGAUGAGGCGAUGCUGCCAACUGGCCUGGACACGCUGGCCAAUCUCACAAGCACUGUGCAGGGCAAGCUGCUCAUGCAUCAACACUUUCAGUCCGCCAUGGAGCAACUGCUGCGCAAAUAUUCGACUCAUCUCAAGAAUCUGUCGCCUCCACUUAAGAUUCGUCUGCUCAACUCGCUGGACGUCAUCUACACGCUGGAAGGGAUGCCCAGCAGUGAGCUCAACACUAUUUUGUUGGGCUGGUAUGAAUGCUUCGCUGGUGGACGACAGGUGAAUCACAUCAUGGAGCUGCUGCACACACCCUUUCCCGAUCUGCAGCUGGCCGCCUUGGGAUUGCUGAAGACCCUCUGUCAGUAUCCGUGGGGCAUUACGGCCGUGCAACAGACGGCAGGUGCCAUUGAGUUUCUGUUGUCGCGUCAGCAGGAUUUGGACAAGGAUGUCAAGUAUCUCAAGUGGCAGAUAAUGCAGCUGUUGUCCGUGAGCAGCGAGUUUACGCCCACGGAAAUUGUACGCUUUACGGCGUAUGUGAAUGAGGGGCCGCUUUAUCAGCAGACUGUCGUGAAUAUUGCCACCGAGGGGCAGGGAAGUCAGUAGCAUUACGUUGAUUGUGUCAAGUUGUUGCAACCAAAGCCGCCAUCAUAAUAAUUUAAUAAUAAUAAUUUUUUUUGAGGUUAUGCUGUAAAUGUAACGUUAGUUGAUCUGCUAGAAUUGAGGUUAGUUUUCAUGCAAAAAAUAAAUGUUAUUUGUUUGCAGUUGCUGCAACUGCCGCAAUAUAA